AUGGAGCCCGCGCUACCGGAGAAGCCGGCCGUCGUUAUCAAGGCCGCGGGGGCGCGCAUGCUCAAGCGACUGGGUUCACAGAUCGAGUUUUGGGGGGACAGCGGUGAUGAGAGCGACUCCACACAGGUGUCAUGUGGCAUAAAAUACGAGAGGACUGAAACUAGGAGCUGUCGCGACGAUGACGUCGACUCCGACGAUGACAUCAUCGUGAUGGAGCUUCCGGUCGGAUUCCGUCUUCGAGAAUCUCCUCCAGAAAAGCUGGAUCGCGCAUUGAUCAAGCGUUGCGUGUUCUUGAGGCGUGGUAUGGGGUGGUUCUUGGGGCAGAUCAGCCGGGCAGCGCUCCCGCAAACUAGCCACACGUACGACUACCGUGUGGUAGUGGCGUACGAUCAAAGCUCCACCAGUCAGUGUGAAGAUGCCUCUAGAUGGAUGCAUACGAUGUAG
Molecule: messenger RNA, 444 nt
Organism: Ectocarpus sp. CCAP 1310/34
Lineage: Eukaryota; Phaeophyceae; Ectocarpales; Ectocarpaceae
Source: the annotation of a GenBank genome assembly